Anopheles marshallii is the source of this 4749-nucleotide messenger RNA. RefSeq lists its product as uncharacterized. The record is from RefSeq and is a predicted model, not a curated record. The transcript has 2 exons. NCBI's taxonomy places the organism in Eukaryota, Metazoa, Arthropoda, Insecta, Diptera, Culicidae. The coding region runs from base 1 to 4749 and encodes 1582 amino acids.
AUGUCUUCAGCGUAUGGGGCUGUUCAAUCCAUCUUAGACAUCUCAAAUGGAGGGCGAUCCCGCAUCGAAGGUGACUCAUAUCACAUACGCUUGGCAAUCAUGAUUAUUCUUCGGGCAUACAAAACGCGUCAACUGGACAAUAAAUUUGACUUUGCGGUGGCGAUGGAAGUGGCGGCAGCGGGGAAAUUCGACGACAUACUGUACCACUACUCAUCCCCACGCAUGGGCACCGGCUAUUUGUUCAUACAAGCAAAACAUAAAAAGAACACGGAAUCUAAAAUAGAGAAAGAUGGCCUCUGCUCUGCCUGGGACGGCAAUUCACUUUGCUCAAUCCCAAAGUACUUUGUUUCCUAUCUCGAGAUCGACCAGAAGCUGCCCAACGAUACGCGUUACGUCCUGUGCAAUAACAUUGGGCUUCAUAAGCAAGUUGAAGGCUAUUUUAAGGAAAUAAUUCCUCAACUGGACAAUUAUUUGAAUUUUUGCAUCGAUAUAAGAGCUAAGUGUUUUCAGUUCGAUUGGGACAAACCUUUCCCAUCUCUGAUAGCUGCAUUACAAGAUUCAUGUCUCGACAAACUUGGUAAGGAAUUUGCCCAAAACAUUUUUAAAGAUAACGUAAUUACAUUUAACGACACGCUGUUUAACAUAUUUGCCAAUUUGAUUUACGAUUCUAUCGAGCCAUUAGAACAAGAAUCAAGCGAUUCUGUGUGUUCAUACAAGUUAACAGAAGCCUUUUUAUAUGACAAAACCAAAACAAUAGAAAAGGUUCGAACGGCUUUUAAAAAAGAAUGGGAAAUGCUAUGCAAGAGGAAACCACAGACGAGUAAUAACAAAAAGAUGAAUGAGUUGAUAAUCAAGAUCGAUCAGGAUUCGUUCAUAGCUGCCAGAAACACACAAGACAAUCAAAAGUUUAAUGAGAAAGUACGCGAAUUCUACGGCAAAUUUUUGCUUGUUUGUAAUUCCUUUAAUCAAGAAACACUACGUGAAAAGGCAAUUAUUUUAUUGUCACAGUGGUGCAAUGCUGAGCAAGGAACAGUGUUUGAGAAGUUGCAGGGAGAACUGUUGGAGGCAAUGAAGACGGAACAACGUGUACCCCUGGAUUUCAGGUUUUGGCAAAACUAUUUUCUGUGUAUAGAUCGUACUCAAAAAUUUAAUGACUUAAAGCGUUCUUCUAAAGAGUACCUUGAGACGGUACACGAGAACAAUCCUCAUAUUGAAGUCCAUCCGGAACAUUUAAAGGUUUCUAAACUCUAUGAGUUUCUAAAGGACGAGUCUGCUUGGGGGAUUUAUGAGUUUAAUAGCACGCUUGAUUUGACAGUAAGCUCUCGCAUUGUAGUUCAAGGGCUGUCACUAUUAAAGCAUGAAACAAUAUUUGUGGAUAGUAUAAAGUAUGCAACACAGCAUGCUAUGAUGAAUAUCCUCAAUGACUUGCUGACGUAUCUCAGAGAUGUGAAUCAUCCUACUAUUAAAGUGAUAACGAUUCUGGGGAAAUACAACUGUGAGUCCGUCGAUGAGAUUAAGGAAUUAUCCAAAAAAUAUUGUCAAAAGAUUGUUGUUGCACAACAGUUAUCGGGAAGUUCCCAAAACGAUAAGGUUUUUGAGAAGAUUCAAGUGAAGGACCUCUCAGAUGAAGCGAUUAAACAGUUGUAUACACAAAAAGAACUUAAAAUGUUCGGUACUACUACGCCACUGAGUAGCAUUGUGGAAGAAACCGACGAUUUGAAUUUGUUAUUAAACGUAUUGGAGCUUUGUGAUCAACCGAAGGAAAUACAAAAUUAUAAGUUAAAUGUACAGAAUUAUGAAAAUAUUAAAAAUUGGUACGUUCAGCGCCAUUUUGUGUCUGGUGAGCAGGAAGGAACGGAGGAAAAAGGAUUUUAUCAAGAUAAUUUAUGGAAUUUACAUGUAGAGAAAAUUCUCGUCUCGGACGAAACAGAAUCCGAAGCACCUGAUCUUGAAGAUAGUCACGGUGGGAAGGUGUGUAUCUUCCUCAACGAUGCAGGACUUGGUAAAACAACCUACUUCACCUGGUUAGCAUGGCAUUUGUCAACGUUUGAACCGUCUCGCUAUGUUAUAAAAUUUAUCGCGAAGGAAUUUUCGACCGAUUUCAAACGAUUGUUGGGUAGAAAUAUACAAAACCUUGAAGAUACACACAUUGUUAGGAUAUUAUAUUGCUAUAUUCAUUUGGCGUUGUUCGUACCGAGCAUCAACAAGCGUACGAUCAACGAGACGGAUGUUGUUAGAAGUGAGGCCGAGCGUUGUGCAGAACUACUGAAAUGUUUAAACGGUCAGAUAUUAUUGGAUAAAACAAAGAUUAAUGAGCUCUCAACAAAGGAAUUCAUCGAGUUACGCUUCUUCCAGGAGAAGUUUAACAGUCGAAAAAUUGUGUUAAUUCUAGACGGUUUUGAUGAGAUCGCACCAUACUACAAUGAUGUGGUCAAGAAGUGUUUCGCACGAUUCUCUAGUCUUGAUGGCAUUCGAUCUUUGUACCUGUCCAGUCGACCGUAUGGAUUUGAAGAGGAAUUAAAGGAAAGCUUCGACCAGUGUCGGUUUUAUCGAUUAAAGCCAUUUUCGGGGAUAGAUAUCAUACGCUCAUUUCACAAAUAUCUUUUGAUUAAAUUAGAUGGUUACAAAAAAUACGAAAGGAAACAUUGUUGCGAAAUACUGGGAAAACUGUAUGAAGUUAUCUUCCUUGCUUUGAACGAUUUAAUAACAGUGCCACUGUUGCUGCACAUGGUGCAAAUUAUCAUUUUACCCGAGAUUAAGAGACGUGUGAGCAAAAACCAUCAUACAAUAACGAGGGAUAUUUUAGACAAAAGAAAAGCAAUGCAAAUCGAUAAGCUUCUGCUGGUUGAACAAUUUAUAGAGAGAAAAUUACAGAUUUUACACGUAGAUAAAACAGGCAUGACCGAUGCUGCUGCUACAACGGCUGCAGCCCAGAUAAUCGGAGAGAGAUUGAAAAAAGAAUUAAAGGAACAGCACAUGCUGUUGGCCAUGUGCGUUAUUUUCGAUAGUAACGAUAGAGAAAAACUGUUGUCCAAGAAGGAACAGAAGCGUGCUGACGAGAUAAUGGAGGAAGUGAACGAAGGCGAAGAAAAAAUGGGAAUCGUCCUUGGAGUGCAAAAUGGAGUGCCUCAGUUUCUGCACCGAAGUUUUGCAGAGUACUUCUCUGCUUGUUGGUUGUACGAAAACUGGGACUGGUUGAAGAGAGAUAAGCUUUUUCGCUCUCAAACGAUUUGGACGGAUUCAUUGAAGGAAACUCGUGAAUUUUUCGAUCGACUUAUACUUAGCGAAAGCGAAGGUUGUGAUCUUCACUUGGCAUUGGUGAAUGAUUCUGACGAACAGAUUGACAAGAUACUGCUUAAUAAUCCUUCUGCACUUACUGCCCGGGAUAAGGUUGGACGCCUUCCGUUGCAUUUAUCAGAAUACAUUGAAGACAAUAUAGAUAACAUAUUAGAAAAGACGCCUCCUGAGCUUAUUAAUGAAAAGGACGAGCUUUGUGGAUGGAAUGCUAUAGAUUACUCGUUUGUUCUUUGCCAGAAUUAUUUAAUAGACGUACUCUUUAGACGUGGUGUGCAACCUAAUAUGGACAAUUUGUUUGAGCAGGUGUGUUCCAAUGAUUUAGCUGUAUUACUUGUGAAAGUCAAUAAAUACGUGAAAAUAUUUGAUGAUCGUUUAAAACAAACGGACUUAGCAGAGGAACUCAGCGAACGUGUCGCAAAGUAUCUGAUUGCAGAGAAACAAUUAGAUAUUUAUUCUCCACUUACCGAGUUGAAUUCUUUGGCGGUGUUGGAAAAGGUUGUAACUAUGAACAAUCUGCCUAUGUUUCGUCAGUUAGUUAUAAAAUCAGGCCCAGAGACAUUAGCUUUGGACAAUCGUGUCAAUCGAUUGUUACAGUUAUCAUUGCAGGAAAGAUCUUAUGAUAUUAAAAAUUAUCUUGUUGAACACCACCCGUCUAUCGUGCCCAUGAUUAAUGACCAUGAAGAAUUAUUCUCAUGUUCUGCAAGAGCCAUUGAAGAAAAUCAAAUGGAAUUGUUCAAAGCGAUCUUUAACCAGUUCUGCAUCAAUCAGAACAUUGAAUGUGUUGAAGAGGCCACUAUUAUCAAUGAGUUUGCCAACCACGACGAAAACGACGCGUUUGAAAUAGAGAUUCCAUUUGAAAAGCACUGCUGUUACAAACCUACCAAAUUUUGGUGUUUCGGUCAAAGGAAAAGUUACGAAAUAGAAGGAAUAUUGUCUUUAGCGAUACACUACGGCAACACACAAAUGGUUAGUUACAUACUUCAAAAGACGAAAAUGGUCGUUACGGUCGAAUUAAUUGAAACGAUCAUGCUGCAGCUAGGAAUAUAUUAUUCUAAAAACAAUAAUCAUAAAAAAUGUAUGCCUGCAUUCAAGUAUCUAUUCCGCAAGAUCGACGAUUUGUACGCUGUUAAUGAAGAAGGGCAUACUUUGUUUCUUAUGAUCAUUAAAUUUGGCUGCGUGUACAUGCUGCCCAGCUUGAUUGCCAUUGGGUUCGUUCCGGAAAGCAUCAAUGUGAUGGAUAAUUGGGAUGUUUUUCAACAACUUUUUAACUAUUGGCAGCAAAAGAUGUCGGCCAAUAUGUGUGUGUACCUUCAACAACGAUCGAUUGUGGAUUGUUUCGAUACCGUUGGUCCAACGGGUGAGAGUAUUUUCGAUUUGGCAAAUACCACAGAUAAUUUCAUAGUGUCUCAGGCGCUAGUUGAAGACAAAUUUCGCAAUCUAUCUAGCAGAUAA